Messenger RNA from Daldinia childiae, 1599 nucleotides. RefSeq names its product General amino acid permease AGP3. The record is from RefSeq and is a predicted model, not a curated record. Bases 1 to 1599 code for a protein of 532 amino acids. Gene Ontology annotation, molecular function: amino acid transmembrane transporter activity. Gene Ontology annotation, biological process: amino acid transmembrane transport. Gene Ontology annotation, cellular component: membrane. The transcript has 4 exons. NCBI's taxonomy places the organism in Eukaryota, Fungi, Ascomycota, Sordariomycetes, Xylariales, Hypoxylaceae.
AUGAGUAGUAGCCCUAAGGACCUUGAUCGGUCCAUCUUGCAGCCCUAUGAUGAUCCCGAUCAGGAUGACUUCCGCUCAAUUGAUCCCGAAUCCGGGGUUAAACGUGGUUUGAAGACGCGACAUUUAUCAAUGAUGGCUUUGGCCGGAAUCAUUGGACCCGGACUUUUGGUCGGCAGCGGAGGCGCAUUAUCCGCCGGUGGGCCGGCUUCGUUGUUGAUUGGCUUCGGUGUCAUCGGCAUAAUUGCUUUCAGUAUUAUGCAAAGCCUAGGCGAGCUGACCACUCUUUAUCCAUCGGGAGGAGCAUUUACUCAGCUUGCGUCUCGAUUUGUGGAUCCAGCGUUUGGUGUUGCUGUUGGAUGGAACUACUUCGUCAUCUGGUUCGCGGUCCUUGCCAACGAAUAUAAUGCUACGACAAGCAUACUAGUAUUCUGGAGUGACAAGGUACCCGUAUGGGGAUAUUUUCUUCUCUUAUGGACCGCUUUCUUAUUAUUCCAACUCCUGGGUGUUUCUACAUUUGGUGAGGCUGAGUUUUGGCUAGCUCUUCUUAAACUUGUGGGAUUGGUGGCAUUCUACAUAUUUUCCAUCGUAUACGUGUCAGGCGGAAUCAGUGGGACAGAUGCUAUAGGCUUCCGGUAUUGGCAUGACCCAGGGCCUUUUGUCGAGGGCUUUCGUGGUGUAGCUAAAGUCUUUGUUUUCUGUUCUACAUUCUAUGCUGGUUGCGAAUCGGUGGCUGUGGCUGCCACUGAGACCAAGAACCCUCGAGUUGCUGUCCCGCUAGCAAUUCGCCAAGUCUUCUGGCGCAUCAUAUUCAUCUAUAUGGGCGCAGCUUUCUUUUUCGGUCUCACCUGUCCAGCAAAUGCUGAUCAGCUUGUUAAUGGCAGCAGCCGCGCUUUGUUAAGUCCGAUGACCGUUGCGAUUCAAAAUGCAGGCUGGCAAGGUGGUGUGCAUCUCAUAAAUGCCUUUAUUCUUAUCACAUGCAUUUCUGCCAUCAACAGUUCUAUCUACAUUGCAUCGCGGACUCUGCUAUAUAUGGCACAGCAAAGAAUGGCCCCGUCUUUCCUCGGGUGGACAGACAAGAGGGGAGUACCAAUUCCUGCCAUCACUCUAGCAAAUGCAUUCGGUGCCUUGUCUAUGAUGAAUAUUUCAACCGGUGCUUCUAAAGCCUAUGGAUAUAUUGUCAACUUGAGUGGGGUUUCAACUUUCCUCGUCUGGGGGUCUAUUUCUCUCACUCACAUUCGAUUUCGCCAAGCUUGGGAAGCACAGGGUUAUCAAGUUGAGGAUCUACCGUACGUUUCUCUUUGGUAUCCCUGGAAUGCAUAUUUUGGCUUAGCAGCGAAUAUAUUUCUGGCGUUAGUACAAGGUUGGUCUAACUUUUCUCCAUGGGACGCCGGCGGCUUUGUCGAUGCCUACAUUCUAUUGCCAUUGUUUUUUGUAAUAUUUAUCGGAUAUAAACUCGCUUUCAAAACCAAAUUUUGGAAGAAUGAAGAGAUCGAUUUACAAUCGGGGAGACGUCGUGAUUUGGAAGAAGACAAGGAGAUCGCCGAGGGUGAAAUAGGGGGUUCCCGACCGUGGUGGCGUCAGCUUCUGAACCUUUUCUAG